AUGCACUGGAUCCCGGCUCAGAGCCCCGCCGCUGUGGAGGAGAUUCUAGACCGGGAGAAUAAGCGGAUGGCCGACAACUUGGCUUCCAAGGUCACCAGGCUCAAAUCGCUGGCCCUGGACAUCGAUAGGGACGCAGAAGACCAGAACCGGUACCUGGACAGCAUGGACUCGGAUUUCACAAGCAUGACAGGCCUGCUCACAGGGAGUGUGAAGCGCUUUUCCACAAUGGCGAGGUCUGGGCGAGACAACCGGAAGCUUCUAUGUGGACCUGUGGGUCGCUUCUGGAGUGUCAGCAGGCAGCUUCCCAUCCACCAAGCGAGACCCUUGGACAGCGGGGUUUGCUGAUGUUGGUGCCUGAGACUAGUAACCCAAGAAGGACCCGGGGACCCAGUCUGUGCCAAGGUGGCUGGCAGGCUCUAUCCCGCAAUUCAAGGACAAGGCAUUUACCAAUAAAAAUUUGGAAUAAACAGUUUCAUGGUGGAGUA
Molecule: messenger RNA, 485 nt
Organism: Puma concolor (puma)
Lineage: Eukaryota; Metazoa; Chordata; Mammalia; Carnivora; Felidae
Source: RefSeq, a predicted model, not a curated record